Neolamprologus brichardi is the source of this 2495-nucleotide messenger RNA. Lineage: Eukaryota; Metazoa; Chordata; Actinopteri; Cichliformes; Cichlidae. The record is from RefSeq and is a predicted model, not a curated record.
AUGACAAAUCUGGUCUGUUAUUAAUGAAACAAACUGAGCUCCAGGACUUGUCCCACAAACUGCAGUCUGCAUCCUUCGGCUUGGAGCACAUGUUCAGAGAGAUGGGACACAUCUAUGAAGCCCACAGAACAACAGACAGAGAGAGCAGAGACGCUGACUGGUGUAAAUACCCUGAGCUGGCUGCACAGCUGAUGAUAUCAGGACACCCAGUGGAGCUGAUGGACGGGGAUGCAGGUCACCUGCCUUUCACAUGGAUCUCCAGCCUCUUAGAGGAAGUCAUCCAGAAACUGGGGGACCAGAGAGUUUUUGUGUUGUCAGUGUUGGGCCUCCAGAGCAGUGGGAAAUCAUCACUGCUGAGCUCCAUGUUUGGACUGCAGCCUGCAGUAGGUGCUGGCAGGAGUACCAAGGGUGCCUUCAUGCAGCUGCUCAGAGUAUCAGAGGACAUGAAGACAGACUUUGACUAUGUUCUAGUGGUGGACACUGAAGGUCUGCAGGCUCCUGAGCUGGACGGUAACACCACCCAUUACCGUGACAACGAACUGGUAACAUUUGUCGUUGGUCUGGGAAACGUGACUCUGAUCAGCAUCUUUGGAGAUGAUCUGUUGAAGAUCCAAGACAUUCUGCAGAUUGUUGUUCAGGCUUUGAUGAGGACGAAGAAAGUUCAGCUUUCUCCCAGAUGUGUGUUUGUUCAGGAUGUUCCAGAUGUUGCAGCAGCAGAGAAGAACGUGGACGGAAAGAGACGCCUGCAGGAACAUCUGGACCAGAUGACCAAACUAGCAGCUGAAGAGGAGCUUUGUGAUGCUGAGCGCUUCAGUGAUGUCAUUGAAUUUGAUGUUCAGGAAGAUGUGAAAUACUGUGGGCAGCUGUGGGAGGGCAGUCCACCCACGGCUGCUCCUAAUCCAGCUUACAGCGAGAGCCUCCAAGAAGUGAAGAACACCAUCCUCUCUAAAGCUUCAAAGUCUGCUGGGAUCACUCUCUCACAGCUCAGAACCAAAAUUCAGGACCUGUGGAACGCCCUCCUCAGUGAGAACUUUGUUUUCAGUUUCAAGAACACACCUUUUAACAGAACUGAAAGUGGAACGCUCUACGAGGCAGCAGAUCAGCACGGAGGAGCCAGAGGAUUCAAUGAAUCAGAAGAAAUUUCUGGAGUUAAAGAAGCCCUGCUGAACAACGACACUGCUGCAGCAGCUGCAAAGAUUAAACAACAUUUAAAAAAACAAGAUAAUAUUCCACUAAAUAUCGCCAUCACAGGAGAAUCUGGUUCUGGUAAAUCCACCUUUGUUAACGCCUUCAGAGGUGUGAGUGAUGAUGAGGAGGGAGCUGUUCCUACUGGUGUAAAACAAACCACCUCAGAGGUCACAGCGUACCCCCAUCCAAACUAUUCCAAUGUUACUUUGUGGGAUCUUCCUGGAAUCGGCACCACCAAGUUUCCGGCAGAUAAGUACCUGGAGCUUGUUAAAUUUGAGAAGUUUGACUUCUUCAUCAUCAUCUCAGACACUCGCUUCAGAGAAAAUGACGUGAAACUGGCUCAGGAGAUUCAGAAGAUGAAGAAAAAGUUCUACUUUGUUCGCUCAAAGAUUGACAACGAUAUACAAGCUGAGAGAAGAAAGAGAAACUUCAGUCUACAAGGCAUCGAGUCUCCACGGGUCUUCCUGGUGUCGAGUUUUAAGCAGCGCUGGUGUGAUUUCUCUCUUUUACAAGAUACCUUAGAGAGAGAACUUCCUAUGAAGAAGAGAGAUGCUCUGCUGCUUGUCAUGCCCAACAUCAACCCAGAGAUCAUCAUCAAGAAGAAAGAAGCUUUUCAGUCCAAAAUAAAAUACUACGCCACUGUGUCUGCAAUUGGACCUGAUCAAGUUCUUGGUGUUUCUGCUGCUGUUGAUGCUGCUGUUCUGGUUGGUGCUGUCACAGAUUAUGUUUUUGCGCUUGGUCUCGAUGUCCCGUCUCUGAAGAGACUUUCUGCCAGAACAGGUGUGCCCUACGCUGAUCUGUGUGCUGUCAUCAUUUCACCACUGGCUGCAGCACAAAUAACUGAAGAGCUCCUCUUGAAGGUCAUGACCCAAGUGGGACACACAGCUGCAUUAACUGCAGCAGAGGAAGCAUCCAGAUUUAUUCCGUUUAUUGGAAUUCCAGUAGCUAUGAGCCUCUCUUUCUCUACAACUUAUAAAAUUCUGAAUGUUAUCCUCAGUGAGCUCGCUGAAGAUGCUCAGAGGGUGUUUGAAAAAGCUCUGGGUCUAUAAAAAUAAAAGGCAAUGAAACUGAUCAGUGUGUCAGAGGCUUCAGCAGGUCUCAUUUCCUCUGAUCAGAGCAGAAACAGAUUAACUUCUCCCAGCUUCACACACUGAAAUUUAACUCUUCCUCACAUCAACACAGGAACAAAUGUGAUCUCACCACUCAGAUAUGAACUGUGGCAACAUUAUAAACUUUGUAAAAUGUAGAAGAGCUGCUGAAUAGUGUUAUUGUUUUUUUAUUUUUUAUUUUUUUGUGUAAUGAGUUUC